Molecule: messenger RNA, 4605 nt
Organism: Hippopotamus amphibius kiboko
Lineage: Eukaryota; Metazoa; Chordata; Mammalia; Artiodactyla; Hippopotamidae
Gene: ZNF619
Product: zinc finger protein 619
Exons: 5
Coding region: 242-1954 (570 amino acids)
Biological process (GO): negative regulation of transcription by RNA polymerase II
Cellular component (GO): nucleus
Molecular function (GO): DNA-binding transcription repressor activity, RNA polymerase II-specific; RNA polymerase II cis-regulatory region sequence-specific DNA binding; DNA-binding transcription activator activity, RNA polymerase II-specific
Source: RefSeq, a predicted model, not a curated record
CCCCGCUCCCUCGCUCCCCAGUGGCCCAGCACUCCCUAUCCCGGAGCUCGGGCGUCGGGGCCUUGCACUCGCUACGCAGGGGCCCUCGGGGCGCCGCGAGCCUGGGUCCAGCCCUCUGCCGGAGAGGCGCGACCGACCUUCCUGCCCCGAAGAGCCGGCCCGACCUCCUCUGACUCGCGCUCUGCAGGUUCUUGCUUUUCCAAACAGAGAGGGCAGUGCAUGAAGCCAGGGGUCAUCAGCCAUGCUCCAGACAUGGUCCCAGGAAUCUGUGACCUUUGAGGAUGUGGCCGUGUAUUUUACCCAGAACCAAUGGGCCAGCCUGGAGCCUGCUCAGAGGGCCUUGUACAGGGAGGUGAUGCUGGAGAAUUAUGCAAAUUACGUAACUUCCUCGGCAGAAUUUCCAUUCCCCAAACCAGAGCUGAUAUUCCAGCUGGAGCGAGGGGAAGCACCAGGGGUUCUGGAUCCCUGGACACCCGUCAGGGGAGAGAACCUGAGAGGUGUCUGCACAGGUGGUAAAACCAAGACUAAGAAUGGAGGGCAAACUCCAGAGCUGAGCAUUCCUAAAGGACCAGAAUCACACAGACCAGUAGUGGAGGUGCUGCUGGUGGGUGUUCCCCAGCACCCUCACUUUGAGAACAGCUUAGAGAAGCUGCAGCUGUAUGAUACAGGGAAGAAAACAAACUCAAAGAAUGGUGAUUUCACAGAUUUUCCAGUCCAGGAUCAUACAUCCUCCACUGUUGAAAGAGAAGAGAUAGCCAGACGAUUGGAAGGAAGAUGUGGUGUCCACACACAUCUCAUUGCAAAGCAGGGCCUCCCUAGGGAACAGGUAUUUUAUAAACGUGGUGAGUGUGGCACAUAUUUCAACCAACAUUCAGACCUUCAUCAGCAUCAGAGAAUUCACACAGAUGAGAGGCCCUACAAAUGCAAAGAAUGUGGGAAAGCCUUCAGAUACAACUCAAAACUGUCACGGCACCUGAAAAUCCACACUAGGGAGAAACCGUACCUGUGCCAGGAAUGUGGACAAGCCUUCAGUCAAAACUCCCACCUCCUUCAGCAUCGGAAACUCCAUGGGGGAGAGAAACCCUAUGAAUGUAAGGACUGUGGGAAAACCUUUAGCUGCAACUCAAAACUUAUCGAGCAUCAGCGAACCCACACUGGGGAGAAACCCUUUAAAUGUAAGGAAUGUGGGAAGGCCUUCCGGUAUAGCAAUGACCGUGUCAUCCAUGAGCGAAUCCACACUGGGGAGAAGCCCUACGAGUGUAAGGAAUGUGGGAAAAGCUUCCGUUCAAAUUCAGUCCUGAUUCAGCAUCAGAGAAUCCACACUGGGGAGAAACCUUAUGAAUGUAAAGAGUGUGGCAAGGCUUUCCGCCGGAGUUCAGUAUUUCUCCAGCACCAGAGGUUCCACACUGGGGAAAAACUCUAUAAGUGUAAUGAAUGUUGGAAAACUUUCAGUUGUAGCUCACGCUUUAUAGUACAUCAGAGAAUCCACACCGGGGAGAAACCUUUUGAAUGUCAGGAGUGUGGGAAGGCAUUCAAUCAGAAAAUCACCCUGGUUCAGCACCAGCGAGUUCACACUGGGGAGAAACCCUACGAGUGUAAGGUGUGUGGGAAAUCUUUCAAAUGGAGCGCAAGUUUCAUUCAGCAUCAGAAACUGCAUACUAGGAAGAAACCUGCCCAAGUUACAGCGCCAUCCCUGAUUAAGCCCCACUGCCCCACUUCAGUCCUCUCCCCUCUGCCUUCCCAACAUGUGAACCCUGCCCCAGCCAUGCCAAGGUCUCCCACGUCUUCUCCAUGUGCAAUGCUGCUUCCUCCCUCUGUGCCUCUCUUCAUGCUGCUCCCCUCAUCUGAAGUGGCCAAGGCUUCACCUGUUCAAAUCGUGCAUUUCUUUCAGGAUCUUGCUUCCCCUGGCAAAUCAUCCCCUCAUAGCCUGAAUCCUUUAUCUCAUUCCCCAUGAGCUGUCUCAUAUUCUCAACUCCGUUGUCCCUCGAGUAGCAGACUUGCCUCUGGGCUUCUGGUCAUGUCUUUAAUGAUACUCCCCUGGUCUCCUCUAAGUAAGUUAUCAUUGUUUUCCCAGCUCCAUGUAAGUUCUCACACUUAAGGACCAUGUUUCAUUACCCUCUUCUAUUCCCUGGGUAGGAAAUGGUAGCAUUUGGUCUUUUUUGGGGAGGGGGGGAGCCAUGCCUCAUGGUUUGUAGGCACUCAUUUCCCAGACCAGGGAUUGAACCUGGGCCACAGCAGUGAAAGCCUAGACUCCUAACCACUAGGCCACCAGGGAACUUCCUGGAAGUACUCGCUCUUUAUCAUGCCUGGUUUGGGCCUAGCAUCAGUCCACUCCUGCCUUCUGGGGCUACUAGAGUUGGAAGAAUUGGUAGAACAUUUUGGGUUUUAGGGGGAUGGCAUUACAAUGAGAUGGGCCAUCGUAAUUCAACACGUAGGGAAAAUGCAAAGUCUGUGGGAGGAAGUAAUCAGAAAAAGUACCCAGUGAUUACUUUCAGGAUUUAAGGAGGGCCAUUUGGUGGGGCCAGUAGCAAAGUUCAUUGUGGGGAAUCUGAGCCUUGGGUUUUCUAUUAUCUUGAUAAUGACCAUUAUGAUGAUCUUGUGUAACUAAGCUAUAGUGCAGGGAAAUAAUCAGUGACAAAAAUAUGAUUGAAAGGGGAUGCGAAUUUUCUGUUUGGGUUUCUUUGCUAUUCCCAUCCGUAUCAUUGUUUACUUUUAGUGCCCACUCAACUACGUAGGUACAAAAAGUGACUUGGGCUUGUGUAAUUGAGGGCAGGUGCCGGGGUGUAUCUCUAAAUUGUACAUAGGGUGACCUUGUAGGCAUCACACUGGGGAACACCAGAGGGAAGAAGAGAAACCCAAUAGUGACUUGCUGUAGAUCCUGCCUUAGAAAGAGAGCCCAUUGCUGAUCAGUUACAAUACCUGCCCUUAACACAUUAUCACACCUACUCUACAUGCUCCAACAUUCAUUUAUGAGAGGUAGUGCUUUUGAAUUAAUUUCAUAAUGAACGACUUUGGUAACACCAAAGAGGAGAGUUUAAAGGACACUAAUCUUGGGACUUCCCUGGUGGUGCAGUGGUUAAAAAUUUGUCUGCCAAUGCAGGAGACACUCGUUUGAUCCUUGGUCCGGGAAGAUCCCACAUGCCACAGAGCAGCUAAGCCUGUGUGCCAUAACUACUGAGCCUCUGCUCUGGAGCCUGUGAGCCACAACUACUGAGCCCAAGUGCUGCAGCUACUGAAGUCCGCAUGCUUAGAGCCUGUGCUCUGCAACAAGAGAAGCUACUGCACUGAGAAGCCUGCACUGCAACGAAGAGUAGCCCCCAUUUGCCACAACUAGAGAAAGCCCAUGCAGUGAAGACCCAAUGCAGCCAAACGUUAAUCUUACCAGAUGUUAUGAUCUCACUGGCUUGGCCACACUUUCCAUCCAGUGGUUAGAGGCCCUCAACUUUCUCAGAAUCCCUGCUUCAGGACAGUGUAGUGACAUGGAAGGGUACUUUAAAUAAUUACGAGGGGAUAACUACUAAGAAAAUGAUAUGUACGUUGUUAUUAUAACACCAUACAAUUACAUCUGCAAGGGAGUGCAUAGAAAGGCGGUUUGGGUUUGGGUUUUGGUCAGGUUUGAGAUAUACUUUAUAGACAGUAAAAUUCACCCUUUUAAAGUAUACAAUUUGGUGAGUUUUGACAAAUGAAUACACUUGUGUAAUCGAGAUAAAGAAAAGUUCUAUUACCCCAAAAAGUUCCCUCAGCACAGGGAGAAAUUUAAAAGGUUGGCAGAAUGUUAAGGAUUUUUUUCUUUCUUUCCUUGAUAAAGUUUGUGCAAUACAUAGAAUUCAGGGGACAAAAAGGCAAAAACCAAAUUUACUUAACCAGGUGUGGUCAGAGCUUCCAGAAUACGCAAAGAUGCCUCAUCCAGAAUCAUUGUUAAGAAAAGUAGUCAAAAUGUAGGAAAAUGACAAUAACUGUGGUUUCUUUAUCCUAUUUCUGACACAUGCACAUAUAUACGUGUGUAUGUUUGUGUGUCAAAAACAUUUAUAAUAUUGUAUAUGUGUAUAUAUAUGUGUGUAUGUAAAUAUAUGUGUGUGUGUGUGUAUAAAUAUAUAUCAGUUUUGUUCUAUUUAUUUUCCCAAACACCAUUAAACAGGAAGGGGCUUAGGGCACCUGGGGGGAUUAUAGUAAUGAAGGGUGAGAGACUAAACUAGCCAGACUUCAGAAAAGGGGGACUUCUAAAUAUAGUUCGGGAGGGAGCAUAUUAUAUCAUGAGAAGAAAGCAAGGAGUAUAGGGAAAAAUAAACAGAUCUGCUCUGGGCUGAAAGUGGCUUUUGAGUGCUCACAGCCAAGAGACUUAUGGAUUUCUGAUUUUGGUGACUUUUAUUUUCUCAUUUAUAUCUUCCUUUAUUCAUUAAUUCAACAGGCAUUUAGAGUUUUCCCCUGUUGUUAAUUGAAUGUUAUUACACAGCCUCCACAGCACCUACUAGGUGCUAAAGGGUGAGUGACAUGCCAUCCUUUCUAUCGGAGGGACCAGCGUUGCCAGUGUCUGGCACUUAAUUAGACACUGCAGUUUUUUGGAAAACGGCCAUAAUGUAACUCACGGAAAGGACACGCAUAAAA